GGUUUUAUCGGGAUACAGCCUGUAUCGUAGGCGAGAAUUAACAGCACUUGAGUUGAGAAGGGGACCAUAACGCCUGAUUUCUUUUUGGUGUAACGUUGUACUACCUUGUGUGAACGGGUUAGAAGGUUUAAAUUGAUUAUUUCUGUGUAUUGUUGUUGUGAAGAUUUGUGUGAAGCUGAGAGUAGAGUAGCGUGCGGAUAAUAUAGUGUUUUUUUUUUUUAAAAAGCAGUGUGUGUGUGUGUGUGUGUGUGUGAAGUUGUCCAAUCAGAGUAAUUAUUAGAGUAAUUAGUAACACUAAUAGGUUAAUUAUAAGAAUGCACAUUAGUGUUGGUUUAGUUGUAGUGUAAAUAAGGAGCAGUUCAUGAUCAGACUAGGGAAUAUGACAGUUUAUGUAAGAUGAUAGAUACAGGGGUUUGUUUUCGGUUUAAACUUUUCACUCUGGGUAAAAAAAAAAAAACCCCAAAAACAUCAGUUUUCCGCAAAAUUAGCACGAAGAAUACAAGUAUGAAUGAAUCUAAUGCACUUUGAGAGGGAGAAUAGUGAUGAGAUCAUGUAAUGCAGUAGAGAGUGAGUGAGUAUAGUGUAUGUGUGUGUUUAUUUCUAGCAGAGCUGGUGCGUAAAGAGGCAUGGCGGACUCGGUGAAGACGUUCCAGGCGCAUCUGACCGCCGUGAUGGACAGCCUGGUGCGCGCGUCCGUGUGCGAGAUCACCAAGCUGUUCGAGGACACGGUGAACGACUACCUGGUGGAGAUCUCGCUCAACCGGAAGGAGAACGAGGCUUUGAAACUGCGCCUGAGACUCACCGAGAACAAGCUUAAGAACGAGCGGAAGUACGGGCUGGCCUGGGCGGCCAGUCGGCGCGCAGCCGGCCUGCUCGGUCCUGAUGAGACCGGCGCAGCAAAAAAGAGAAAGCUGGAGCCUAGUAAGCACAGGCACAAGUUCAUUACUACUAGAGGCAAGCAGGCCAAGGAGUGGAGCGGUGGCGUGUGGGAGGAGGGGGUUGGAGGAGCGAGGGAUGAGAGGAGGGACAAGAGGAGGGACGAGAGGAGGGACGUGGGCCGCACGCAUCCACCAACCACAGUGGAAGGAGAGGAGCAGGAGGAGGAGAGGAGACACGUCUCUGGGGAGAGAAAGGAGGUGGCCACUGUUAAGGAGGAGGAGGACGUGUACAGGUGCGAGUCAGUGAGGCUGCUGCAGGAGGCGCUUCAGAUGAGCCAGACUGAAAGCAACACAGCACACGAUUUGGAUCCUGUCUCUGCUGGUCCUGGAUCAGCUGUGGGUGAAGUGUGGGAGCAGCCCGAUCUGUCAGCCGGACCUACAAACAGUAGCGACGAGCUCAGCGGGCUAGAGACCGCCUUAAAGGUGGAGUGCGAGAGGGAGGAGGCAGGAUCCACCCUGACCGGCCCGUCCCAAGCUGCGGACAGAGCCGAAGGUGUGGAAUUCAUCGGCCUGGACGGUUUGUGCAGCUCUCAACAGGAACCUGCAUCCUCAACACGUGAAUCCAACUCUGCCGAGUUAGGCUCCGGGAGCCAGGGAGACGACGAGGGGGAGGAGUCAGGUCGAGAGGCAGAGGACUUCCUGCAUUUCUGCCCUCGAUGCGGCAGCGGCUUUAACGUUGCAGCCGACCUGGCUGAACACGUGUGCCCGCUGACCGAGGAACGUUUCCAGUGUUCAGCGUGCGGCCGGGCCUUCGGUCACGCCUGGAGCUUGAAGAGCCACGAAUGCGUACAAGCGGGUGAGCAGCCGCACCGCUGUGAACUCUGCGGGAAACGUUUCACACACUCGCGCUCCCUUGAGCGCCACCAGCUGGUACACACGGGCGAGCGUCCACACCGGUGCCCACAAUGCGGCCGCAGUUUCAGCCGCCUCGGCAACCUAGAGCGGCACCAGCGCAUCCACACGGGCGAGCGGCCAUACGAAUGCGGAGCUUGCGGCAAACGCUUCAGUCGCAUCGAGUACCUCAAACGGCACCAGCAGAUCCACAGCGGAGAGAGAGGAGAGAGGAACCAGACACUCAGCGACACGGAGCUGAAACAAAAUCAGUGCUUCUCCAGCGCCUGAUCAACUGCUUAAUACUUAAGACCUUAAGACCUAAUUCUCCAUCCAUCUUUAAAGACCAAUGAUCCAUAUUUCUAAAUGUCCUCAGUUCCUUGAAACUGUUUUCUCUUUUCCCCACACACACACCUCAUAGGGCUGCACUACUGCAUACGUAUAUCAUUUAUUACUCAUUAUUACAGGAUUAGCUUUUGUAGUACUGAAAUUUGAAAAGCCUAUGUAAUUUAAAUGAGCACAAAACUUUUUUUCUUUUUCUUUGUUUUUUAUUUUUUACACUCUGUGAACCUUCUGGCCAUCUCAGAGCUUCCAGAUGUUCAUGGAACAUGGAAUCUGUGGGUGUGUUUUCGGGAAAACCUGGCAUUAGUGCGAUCCUUACGCUAACCCUUAUAUUUGCUAAUUUGGUGCGUCAGUAUUUGAAUAUGAAUUAAUGCAAAAUUUUAAAUGUCACAUAUCACAGGCUCACCAAUUAUACAUUUUUAAAAAUAUAUGUACUGCGAGUCAUAUCGCAAUCAACACAUGUAGAACUAUAAUCAUCAUGUACUUUUUUUUUUUUUUUUUUUUUUGUACAUAUUGUACAGCCCUAACAUUCCAUCUCUUCCUAAACAUCCUAAAAACAGCAAGAUAGUAUAUCAGAUUAGACCACACGUCUAAGUGAAAGUAAGUGUGUAAAAAUGUUAUCCCGAUCCUUUAAAAAAAAAAAAAAAAAAAUCAUACGCAGUCCUCUGCAUCAAACGAGCUCAAAUUGUGUUGUGCAUUACACUCUGUGUGACUCAUAGAGUCUUGUACAUCUUCCUCAGCCAGAGCUAGAUUAAAGUCCAUAUUUCACCUGGCAGGAAACAUCAGGUUUAGAACCUAAUCACUGGAUCUUACACCACGUAUAGUUUGACACCUCACAUUAAGCCUUGUUUGAUUGGGAUUAGUGUCUCUGGGGAAGUUCGGGAAUGAUAAUUUUAUACGUCACCUCUGUGAUAAAACUCUCAUGUUUGUUCAUAGUAAAGAAAUUUCAGGAACGA
This is a messenger RNA of Ictalurus punctatus (channel catfish), 3067 nucleotides long. Its product is annotated as zinc finger protein 623. Gene Ontology annotation, biological process: regulation of transcription by RNA polymerase II. The transcript has 4 exons. Gene Ontology annotation, molecular function: RNA polymerase II cis-regulatory region sequence-specific DNA binding; DNA-binding transcription factor activity. The record is from RefSeq and is a predicted model, not a curated record. Bases 627 to 2060 code for a protein of 477 amino acids. Lineage: Eukaryota; Metazoa; Chordata; Actinopteri; Siluriformes; Ictaluridae.